CCUGCCGGGUGUAGGGUUACAACAAUGAACAAGUGGUUCCAACUCUGGCUGGAAGGAAAACAUCCCGGGAGGCACAUUGGCCUCUGGAAGCCUGUGGCUCCACCUGCAAGCCUCCUCCUCCUCCUGCCCUCGCCCAGCCUGGCAGCCAGCAUGAGGCUCUUCCACAUCCUGCUGCUGCCUCUCUGCCUGCUCUUCGCCCAGGUGGGCCCAGAUGCCUACCUUCUUGCGAGUCUGAUCCCUAAGAGUCCUGAAUGCGACAGCCUUGGGGGGACGUGCUACCUCUCCCACUGCCCGGAACGCACACAGGAAGAUGGCAGCUGCUACAGAGCGAAGGGCAGGUGUUGCGUCUGAACUGGUGCCACGGGGGAGACAAAUCCACCGGAACUACUUGUAAGCGUCGUUUUCCCACAAGGAAACCUUAUUUUAAAGCAUGGCUCCUUCGGACCCACAUGAACCCUGUGUCUCCUUUCUGAGGAGGUGAGGAAAACCAGGUUAGAAGCCAGACAGGCCAGGCUGCUCAGGCUGCAAGCUCAGGACGAGGGUGGUGAGCAGGAUGGGGCCACGGCAACCCCCAACCCCCAUUUCAUUACCAAACCAACACGCUUACAACUAGGUUUGGUGGCUUCAACCCAUGACCCAGAAAGCCACCGUUUCAUUCUCGGUCAGGGCAAUGCCCAGUUUGUGGGCUAGAUCUCCUGUAGGCUCCCUGCAGGGGCAGCAGAUCAGUGAUUCUCUCUCAUCAUUGAUGUUUCUGUCUAUCCCUCUCUGAAAUCAAUAAAAAUAUAUUUUAAAAAGAAAGAAUGACUUGCCAAUUCAAAUGUA
Molecule: messenger RNA, 822 nt
Organism: Eptesicus fuscus (big brown bat)
Lineage: Eukaryota; Metazoa; Chordata; Mammalia; Chiroptera; Vespertilionidae
Product: beta-defensin 1-like
Exons: 3
Coding region: 25-351 (108 amino acids)
Biological process (GO): defense response to Gram-negative bacterium; innate immune response in mucosa; defense response to Gram-positive bacterium
Cellular component (GO): extracellular region
Molecular function (GO): CCR6 chemokine receptor binding
Source: RefSeq, a predicted model, not a curated record